Moneuplotes crassus is the source of this 568-nucleotide messenger RNA. The record is from the annotation of a GenBank genome assembly. Lineage: Eukaryota; Ciliophora; Spirotrichea; Euplotida; Euplotidae.
UCAGUGUUGAAGCUCUGUGUUUAAAGCAUGAUUUAGACUCACUUAGCCUUGUGUCUCUGGUUCUUCGGAGGUUCUUAGUCUCUGGAUGAGCGAAAAGUGUUUCCUCUAUCACUAUAUUUCUUUCUCUUCUUGCGAGCCAGAGUCACAUGUCUGACUCUUGAGCAGCUCUGUGUUCGUCAUUUUUUGAUUGGCAAUAGAUACGUUGUACAUAGCUUCAGUUUUGUGCCGGUAAAGUAAGCAUUAAGUUAGUUCUUGGAUUUGGAAGAUUUGAGAUCGGAAAUCAGCUUGGCUUAGUUGUGUUUUCUUUCCUGAUCUAUGGAAAGCAUGAGGUUCGGAAUUUUUUGAAGUCAGUGUGUUCCUUGCAUUCUUUGACGAUGAUAGUCGAGAAUUCAGUGAUCUUCAUUCCAUGAUUCUUCUUAAUGACUCUAGCUCUUCUUUUGUUGAUGCAAAGCAUGAAAGCAGUUAGAGGCUUCUACAGAGUGUUAGAAUCUGUGUCGGCUUUUAAUUUCUUUUACCUUUUGCUUUAGCAGACUUUAUACACUUCUCCUUCAUUACUCUAGAUUCCUUA